CCUUGCUGCCCUUUGUCCCAGUCAUCAGUAUGUUCAUCAACGUCUAUCUGAUGAUGCAGCUCGACAGAGGAACCUGGAUGCGCUUUGCCAUCUGGAUGGUUUUAGGUUUCUUUAUCUACUUUGGCUAUGGUAUUCGCAACAGUGCAGAGGCAGUGUUGACCACAUCCAGUGCCUACACACCAGCCUGCACAAUAACCGGAGAGCCCAUGGCCCCAGAGAAGGAAGCCUUCCUACACAACACACAAGACGCAGGCGGAGACGACGAUGAAGAUUGCUGAGGAAGUAGGAGGUUCACGAAAUCCACUCGAGCUCUGUUUUGUUAAAGUCUCCAAAAUAGCUGCUAAUACAGGAGACUUAUUUAUGCACUCGUCCAAUCAGGGCGUUGAGUUG
This is a messenger RNA of Plectropomus leopardus (leopard coralgrouper), 390 nucleotides long. NCBI's taxonomy places the organism in Eukaryota, Metazoa, Chordata, Actinopteri, Perciformes, Serranidae. The record is from RefSeq and is a predicted model, not a curated record.